This is a messenger RNA of Galendromus occidentalis (western predatory mite), 660 nucleotides long. RefSeq lists its product as uncharacterized. Bases 1 to 660 code for a protein of 219 amino acids. The record is from RefSeq and is a predicted model, not a curated record. The transcript has a single exon. Lineage: Eukaryota; Metazoa; Arthropoda; Arachnida; Mesostigmata; Phytoseiidae.
AUGGAGUGUCUGAUAAAAAUCGCGAGUAGCCUGGAAUUGGAGAGAUGGCGCUGCAAGAUGGACGACAAAAAAAAACGAGACGAACGCUUGCAGGCGAUCCGGGAAGAGUUCAGGGCAGCACUCGGAUUGAUCAUUUCUGUCGUUCGACCUGGUGGCGGCACAAGCAAUGACGGGAACACGGCGCGCAAAUUCUUCAGAAUCCAUGCGGAGACUGCCAGGAUCACUGGUUUAAACCCAGAGCUGGUCUUCAGACUUCACAUUAUCUUGGAAGCGAUCAACUCUCGUCGUCCUUUGAACUCUACCGCUUUCCGCGACUAUUGCUCCAAGACAGCAGAUCUCUUCGUCUCGCAUUACCCCUGGUAUUACAUGCCAGUGACGGUCCACAAAGUAUUGAUCCACGGAGCAGACAUAGUUGAAAAAAGCACACAGCCAGUUGGAAGUCUGAGUGAGGAGGCGCAAGAGGCCUCGAACAAACUUUUCAAGAAUCUUCGAGAGCACUUCUCGUUCAAGGCGCAGCGAGAGACUGUGAAUCGAGAUGUUAUACAAAGGCUCUUCGCUCAUUCCGAUCCUCUCGUCUACAAGUACCGGAGGGAGUUGCCAGUGAAAGAAUUAGAUAUAAUUCCGGAGGUUGAGAUGCUUCUGAUCUCGGACCCCGAGUAA